AUGCCUCGACUCCUGAGAGAUGUCCUCUAUGUAAUUGAGACAUUCCACAAGUAUGCCAGGGAGGAUGGUGAUGAGGUGAUCUUGACCUGCAGAGAGCUGAAACGGCUCAUCCAGGACCAGUUUGGGGACAUUCUUCAGCCAUGUGCCACUCAUGCUGUGGAGAGAAACUUGAAUCUUCUGGCUAUUGACAGUGAUGGCACCAUCAGUUUUAAUGAAUUUGUUCUUACAAUCUUCAACUUGUUGAACCUCCAUUAUCUUGAUAUCAAAUCAUUACUAAAUCCAGAACCAAGACAAGUAUCUAAACCAGAGGAGAAGCCAGAUAACAUGGAUCUCCAGGCAACCAGCAAAGCUGGCCACUGGACAGAGGGAACUCCACCAACUCAAGAUAAAGUAAUGCUUCAUUCAGAAAUAGUGUCAUCAGCUCAGCUCAGCACUAAGGAAAAGGGACAAAACAAGCUGGACCCACAGGGAGACACCAAGACUCACAAACUGCCAGGUGAAGCAUCUGGGCACAAUGACCCAAAGAACCACCACCUGGAAGGGGAUGAACAGAGUCAGGAAGUGACCCCAGGUGUACCAGCAACAGGAGACAAAGAGGCACAAAUUGAGACAAAUAAGCCAACAGAAGGAUCAGAACAGACCAGCAGUCACACAAAGGGGGAGGAGGGACAAGAUAAAGAGAUUCCCAGGGAAGAAGAUAAACCAGCCAGGGAGCAAAGUGGCACUAAGACAAGAGAUCAGAUUGGAGAACAGGAAGGGAACUUGGGAACCCAAAAUUCUGCAUCAGAAGAAACAACACAGACACUACCUGCAGAUCAGGAAGUUGCAGCACAAAAGGGUGUUAAGGAACACUUUAACACACAAGAACAGCCACUACAAGGAAAAAAUAAACUGAGUUUGGAGCUCAUUGACCUACCAGAACAAACUGCUGCCCAGACACCAUUUGAGAUGCAGGAAUCAAAUGACCCUAAGCAUGACGGUAGAACAGCUGAGACUCAAGAACCAGGAAACAAUGCUGACAGGACACCUCCUGAGACGAAGAACUCAGCUGAACCUGAGGAUGACGGUAGAGCACAUGAGACCCAAGAACCCCCAGCACAAAAAAAAGAAUAUAAAUUAAACAACCUGCCAGUCCAAGGUGAUAGCAGAAAUGUUUCAGAAAUACCUGAUGUUAGAACUGAAGAGAAAGAGUGGAGAGGACCUAAGGCCCGUGAAACAGUAGUGCAGGGAGAAAGUGAGAGGAAUACUCAGCCGCCAGCCCUGGAAGAUGAAGCACAGGAUCGAAAGUAUCAGAAACUCCAGGAAUCAUCAAAAGAAAGGGAUGCUGUAGAAGGUUCUAAGAUACAAGAGUUAAGCUCAGAAGAAGAUCAGAAUCACCCUGAAACUGAAGGAGCAGCCACCCCAGGAGAAGAGGUAAGACAUGCAGAGGAAGGGAGAGCAGAGACACUUGUGAGCAACAAAAAUGACUCUGCAGCAGAAGGGGCAGCAGGAGCAACAGAAAGAAUAUGGGAGUUGUCACCACUUGAGAACCAGACUGGAGGGGAAAGUAAGAAGGUCACCAAGACUCAUGACAAGCCAGUCAAGGAGGAGGAGGAUGACCAGGGGGAAAGUCCUGAGCCAACAGUCACGCAGAAUGAUAAAAGGUCUUCUGAAUCCCCCAACAGCCUGACUCCACAGGAGGGUGACAGCAGCUCAGGAACAAGUGAUCUGUUCCUGCAAGAGGAUUCCCAGAGUCAAGUAGACUCACUCAGAGAAUCUGUACAAGGAAGUCACAAUAAUAACCCAGACACCCAGAAACAGGUAGCACUGGGUGAGAAAAACAGAACUCGGGAGGCAGUUGGAGGAGAAAAUGAGCAGCUCACUGAGGAAUGGGAACAACCUGAAGGAGAAGGGCACAAGAUUCAGCAACUAACGAAAGGCCCAGGCCCAGCUGUGGAGCCCAAAGGACACCCAGAGGCACCAGCGCUCCUUGAAACAGAGAAACUUGUCACAGUAGAGGAAGAGGAUAAAAGCCCCCAACAGCUGACCAGAGAAGUUGAUGACCAACAAAAUCCAGCCAAGAAGAGACAUGAUUCUUCAAUCCUCCAGGCAGGCCUUGAAGAGAGGACUCAGUGGAACCAAGAGCCUUGUUCUGCAGAGACGGGUACAGUGUAUUCCAGUCCACUUUACAAGUACCUGCAGGAGAAGAUACUGCAGCAAACAGACAUGCCCAAAGAGGAGCAUCAAAAUCAAGCUCAGACAUCCAGGGUAUCAGGUCCAGAGCUCUGUGACGACCAGUUCAGCAAGGAGAUCUCAGAUUGUCCUGUCUUUUUCAGCAACAGCAAAGCUUUACAACGGUAUACCAGGGAACUUCUGCCUGGUAAGAAUUCUUCUGAUGCACAGCAAACAUCAGCUCUCCAGGCUUUGGAAGAUAAGUAAGGCCACCCUCAGAGAUAAGGA
Messenger RNA from Pteronotus mesoamericanus, 2439 nucleotides. RefSeq names its product trichohyalin like 1 (gene TCHHL1). Bases 1 to 2418 code for a protein of 805 amino acids. Gene Ontology annotation, molecular function: transition metal ion binding. The transcript has 2 exons. The record is from RefSeq and is a predicted model, not a curated record. NCBI's taxonomy places the organism in Eukaryota, Metazoa, Chordata, Mammalia, Chiroptera, Mormoopidae.